This is a messenger RNA of Xiphophorus maculatus (southern platyfish), 2404 nucleotides long. It is a transcript of the gene pex11b, whose product is annotated as peroxisomal biogenesis factor 11 beta. Gene Ontology annotation, biological process: regulation of peroxisome size; peroxisome fission. Lineage: Eukaryota; Metazoa; Chordata; Actinopteri; Cyprinodontiformes; Poeciliidae. The record is from RefSeq and is a predicted model, not a curated record. The transcript is spliced from 4 exons. The coding region runs from base 296 to 1009 and encodes 237 amino acids. Gene Ontology annotation, cellular component: peroxisomal membrane.
AGUAUACAAUCUUUAAACAAGGUCUACUACCGGAAAUUCAGAAAACGUUUCAACGAAGUGUUUUCAGCGUGCAGACUUCAGAGAGGAGGUACUAAGCCUGCCAUUAUUUGAUCAGGACUAAAAGGACAAGGCAGCACAGCCAGCCAGCAUUAACUGCUCCGUAGGUUUACAGCCAGCCAAGUAGUCCUAGGCCCGGAACACCGUCAUCCAAGAUGGACUCCUGGGUUCGGUUCAAUACCCAGAGUCAAGCGAAGGAGAGAGUUUUGAGGUAACACGGGCUGCACAGUAUUCUUGCAUGUUGUUGGGCUACACUCUGCACAAAAGCAGUGUAUCCACUGACCUCCAAAGAACUAUCAGUGAACUGGAAGCACAUAUGAGCCUGACAAGAAAGUUGCUGCGUCUGGGGAACUCUGUAGAGGCUCUGCAGGCAGCCAAGAUGACCAUCCAUCUUUCUGACAGUGUUCUGAGGCUGUGCCUUACCAUUGGUCACCUGAACAGAGCCAUGUACUUUGCUUGUGACAAUGUUCUCUGGGCAGGGAAAAUUGGCAUAAUUUCCAAACUUGAUCAACAGAAAUGGAAUCAUAGAUCUUUCAGGUACUACCUAUUUGCUCUGAUUCUCAAUGUCACUCGAGACGUGUAUGAACUCUGCCUGCUCCUGGACUGCGAGGAUUGUUACAGAAGUACCAAAUCACCAUUGUCUACUAGUCCCAGCAGUGCCAUCCCUGCUGACCAACUGUCUUCAUCAUCAUCUUCUUCCAUUCCAGUCACUGUAACUCCUGCUGUCAUGUGGGUCUGGCUCCGCAAACGCAUCCAUCAAGUAGGAACUGUCCUGUACAACAACCCACCACUCCUGUUGGACCUGCUGAAGAAUGGCUGUGAUAUUUUUAUUCCACUGGACAAGCUGGGGAUUUAUCAAACAGGCCCAGGCUUUGUUGGGACUUGUGGGUUGCUCUCAUCAGUCCUCUCUAUUGUCACAAUGCUCCAUCCAUGGCUAAAACUGAAGCCAUGAACCCAGAUAAACCACACACAAUGGGUCAUCACACCAAAUUCUGUGAAAGAAAGGGUUUCCUGCCAUCACUGUACCAUGUUAUGGUUCCAUCCAACAGCAGGUGGUUUAUCAUUCCAAAAAAAACAUAUCCUUGCUCCACCUGGGGCCAAAUGCAGUAUAUAUAUAUAUAAAAAAAGAUACCAACAAAUGCAUGUCACUAAGACUGCACACACAGCAGAAAUGUUUGACACUUUAAAUGUUCAUUUUUUAUUGGUUCAUUGGUUUAUUCGUUUUAUUGGAAAAUAUUAAUUUUUACAAAAACUCAUAAUAUCAGAAAGAUAGUUAAAUAUAGUUUCCAAACAUACAUAAAUCACAUAGCAGCACUUAUACACAGAAGUUUUUCUGUCUACCAACCAGUAAUUAAUCUCACUGGACAAUGUGACUUUCUCUUUGAAAUGUGCUGAGAAAGGUGGAUGGCUUUGUUGGAAAUUUAGUUUAGCAUCUGACCCCUGUUGUUGCAGUCUAAAUUUCAGUUUUUCCAAAAAAUUAUCAGGUACUAAUAUCCGAGAAAUAUUAUGUUAUUUCACACUAGUUUGAUACACCAUGACUUUUAACUCAUCAUUGUGCAACUAAAGCAUGUUAACAAGAUGCAUUGUCUAUUAUUCCUCUACCUUGUGGUUUUUCUCAGAUGAAAAACCACAAUGAUAACAUGUGUUUUGUUAUCAUAUAAAGUACCUGCCCUCCCCUUAUUUUUUUUCCAGGGGUUAGUUUGUCAAGGGAAAAAAAAUCAGGACUAAAAUUUGUUCAGAAAAAAGUAAAAUAUUUCAAACUUACAUCCUGGUGUUGGACUCAGGGGAUUCAACUUAAUGACCUCAGUAAAUACUUAACUUUACUGUGAUGUCAAAUUACAGGUUUUAAUUUGUUCAGACAAUGUUGAAUGUUUCCUUUUUAUUUAGUGUUAGACAUGAGCCAUCUUGGUUGAAAAUUUCUCACCCAGGACACAGACUAUAUGGUUCAGCCAAGGAAACGUUGUUUACACGACUCCAGAAGAAACAUAUAAAGGUCAUGGAAUGGCUCCUGGCUAGUCUCCUGACCUCAAUCCCAUUGAAAAUCUAUGGAGAGAGCAGAAGCUCCGUGUUAACAAAUGCAUGCUUAAAAAUCUUAAGAAUUUGGUGAUGGGCCACAAUUACUCCUGAAGUGGGUGCACACCUUAUUAAAAAAUCCCAACAAAAACUUCUUUCAUGCAUGCAUAACCUACUGACUGCUGUGCUUUCCGACCAAAUAUUAAAUGAUGUUUCACUGGGGGGGGCGGGUCAAAUACUUACUUCCUUCAAUAGAAUUCAAAUUAUAGAUUUUUUCUCAUUUUAUGUAAUUUUCUGUUUUUCUUGUGAUAUUAUGUGUCACUGUUAAAAUAAA